Messenger RNA from Metschnikowia bicuspidata var. bicuspidata NRRL YB-4993, 569 nucleotides. RefSeq lists its product as uncharacterized. Lineage: Eukaryota; Fungi; Ascomycota; Pichiomycetes; Serinales; Metschnikowiaceae. The coding region runs from base 185 to 487 and encodes 100 amino acids. The transcript has a single exon. The record is from RefSeq and is a predicted model, not a curated record.
GUGCUGGUGUUUUUUUAUUUUUUUUUAUUUCGUCUGUUUUUUUCAUGUUGUUGUGAAGGAAGAUGGCGGUUUUUUUCAUGUUGUUGUGAAGGAAGAUGGCGGUUUUUUUCAUGUUGUUGUGAAGGAAGAUGGCGGUGUCCGCCGGGCGUGGCCCUGGCCCUGGGCGGGCACGCCGCCUCCAGCCAUGCCCUACGAGGCAGGCACCAAAAACGGCUGGGCAGCGAAAACCGCAAUGAUAGGGGAGGGGGCAUUUUUUUUUCUGCCGCCCCACACACCACAAGGCCCAGCCCGAGCCCGGCCGCCUGCUGGCGCCUGGGCGUCUAACCGGGAGCCGGGCCAACAACCCAGGCCCAGUACCCAGGCCCGGUACCCAGGCCCAGUACGCAUUGUCUUAUAUCUGCGCGGCCUCGCUUUCGCGCCCGUUUCCCUGGCCUCGCUUUCCAGGCGGGCGACUGUGCAGCCCGCACCCCUGGAGCCAGGCCAAUAGAAAAAAACCGCGCCGGGCCGGCAGGCGGCCCUACAGGCCCUGUCCUCAGAACUCGCACUGCGUCCUCAGAAGUCGCACUACU